GAUUGCCCCAGUUCGAGAAGAAUUUUGUCUUUUAUUCGACUUUACCAUCAGCCAGUGCGAUUGUACUUCGUUCUGCUGAACGCAGCAAUGAAUGGUAACAUUAUGGUGAAAUGUGAACCGAUCACCGAAGAGUCGGAACUGUUCAACAGUCUUGUGGCGGAUGGGAACGAUGAUUUGCAGCAGCUUCAAGCGCAGCAACAAGAUUUACGUUUGCUGUGUAUCUAUAAGUUAAAGGUACCGGAAGAAACAGUGGAUCUACUGGAAGCACAACAGAUAAACGUUGAAUGUUUGCAUAAAAUGCGUAUCGAAGACGUUGACGUCCUUUUCGAUGGAAAGCCUCUCGGUUGGAAGAUCAUAUUUCGGGAAGCAUUUCUCGAGUGGCGCGAAGAGAUAGGCCUUCCAUGCAAGAGCAUUAAAUCGCUGUACUGUCGCAAACGGCCCAACGAAUCGUACGAUUCACUGGCGGAAAACUCGCUGAAAGACCACCAAACAUCGUCCCAGCACUGGGUGGAUUGUUUUCCACCGUCGCCACAGCUGUUACAUGAAAAGGAAGUCCCCACACAGCAUGAAAAUGAUCCAUUGUUCUAUCGAACGUACCGGUGGCCUAUGACACCGAACACGUUAAAGGAUGUGUUGAACAGUACAUCUUUUGGCCGUUCCAUCCUCUCGAUGGGAUGCCUCGGUUUGUUGGGAAAAUCGUUACAGUACCAACUGUCCGCCAUCAUUAUUGACUAUCAUAUGGCAUACGAGACGAAAAUUACCACACCGCAUCUGGAAAACUACGCGUACUGCAUUACCACACUGUUUCCUCACGAAAAUGUGACAACCUACUACAUUCCUCGCGGUCCCAGCAGACGUAAUCCGGGAGGAUCGCUCUAUUCGCGCUUUAUCAACCAGAAAAUUAGUAAAAAAGCGCUUGCCAUCGGAAAUUCAAUAGCUGCAUCGUAAGAAUUGCAAUUCACUAGAAUUUAGAAAUCUGCAAGUGAUGGGUUCUCUGGAGCGUACCAACGGUUCCACAUCAAAUUCAAUUAGUGUGAUUCUGACUUUGGAAUUCGUCCGUUAAAAUUUCGGACGAUUUCGACGGCUCUGAUUGCAAUAACCUUUCAGAACGGGUUUAAAAAUAAUUUGGAAAUAGUUCCGACUUUUUAUCAAUUUUACCUAUCUCUAGAUUAGAGCAUCUACACAUUUCGCUUUUUAACUAGGAUAUUCAGAGCACGUGUGUGAGUGUAUGCAAUGAUCCAAAAAAAAUUUACCAUAGUGUGUUUGUUGUGUUUUGAAUAGGAUUAAUAAGCACUUUUUAAUAACCUGUAAAUAUGUACCAGCUGGCGAUCUCGGUUACUUCACGAUAUAAUAUUAUAAGGUAGCGAAUAAGUAUGUAUUUUGUUUAUAUAAAUGUUUAGGAGAAAAUUUCUGCAUUUUAAUUUCUAGACAAUCGCUUCAUCUUCACUACUGCCAUGGUACACAAAAAGUUUAAAUGUACAGCAAAACCCAAGAUAUGGUGCAGCCGAAUCGUACCGGUAGGUGGUAGUGUAUAGAAUUAGGAUGCGUAGGAACUUCUAUGUGCAUUAUGUACAAUGUUCUAUCCUAAAUGUUUAACGAAAAAUAGAAAUCUGUAAACGUGAAGCAACUGAUACGAGGUUUUUUGCCCUUUUGUACGAUGCACAUCGAAUGCAUUUUUGUGCGCCGCAUUCCAUUGAU
This is a messenger RNA of Anopheles moucheti, 1698 nucleotides long. RefSeq lists its product as uncharacterized. The transcript is spliced from 3 exons. The coding region runs from base 88 to 948 and encodes 286 amino acids. Lineage: Eukaryota; Metazoa; Arthropoda; Insecta; Diptera; Culicidae. The record is from RefSeq and is a predicted model, not a curated record.